AACUGUAGUAAGUUGUAACUGGACUUCCAAUGUAUGUACCUGUGUUAACCUAGAUUGGCUUAAACUGUCAACCUUAAACAACAAUCUUAACAAUCUUAACCUCCUCACCUUUUCCAUUUCCACAUUCCAUUUCUGAUCGUUUACCUUGAUAUUCUUUUAAUUCACCUGGUCACUCUUGGGCAUUUUAAACCCUCCCCCCCCUUUGACCAACUAUAAUCACCCUAAUCAUCCUCUUCAUCUUAACAAUAAUCAACAAAAACCGGUAUAUUGCAUCGGAUUGCGCCGACCAUCUUAACCAUCUAAACCAUCCAAGCCGAUCCGAAACCAAACUAAUUAUUACAUUACCUGCACUGUAACCUGACAGUCGCAUCGCCCUAACUAUCCAUCAAUUGAAUCGCCUAACUUCCACUCCGUCUCCGCCUCCCUUCCCUACUACUAUUUACUACGAGAAACCCCCCAUCCUAUUUUAACGUUUACGCGCUCCCACGACUCUUGCGACAAAAAUUCAAAAUGGUGUCGCUCUGUGGAUUAGGAGGUUCUAAGAAUGUUCAGCGCAAGCUGGUACUAUUGGGUGAUGGUGCUUGUGGAAAGACAUCUUUAUUGAACGUCUUCACGCGAGGAUACUUCCCGACAGUUUAUGAGCCGACGGUCUUCGAAAAUUACGUUCACGAUAUCUUCGUUGAUAACGUGCACAUCGAACUGUCAUUAUGGGAUACUGCCGGUCAAGAAGAAUUCGAUCGUUUACGAAGUUUAUCAUACGACAACACAGACGUAGUGGUGCUCUGUUUCAGCGUGGACAGCAAGGACUCUCUAGAAAACGUGGAAAGUAAAUGGGUUGGUGAAAUCCAAGAGAAUUGCCCCAACGUCAAGUUGGUCUUGGUGGCCUUGAAGUGCGAUCUACGGGAAAACACCGAUGAGGAUGAUGAAGCAGGCGCGAGUGGAACGGAUGGUGCCCAACGAGAAAAGAAGCCAAUGAUCGACUACAACCAAGGCCUCGAUGUCGCACGACGAAUUAAGGCCAUGCGAUACUUAGAAUGUUCAGCCAUGAGGAAUAGGGGCGUCAACGAGGCUUUUACGGAGGCUGCCCGAGUGGCCCUCAGCGUCAAGCCCAGCGGCGAGGGAGACUCCAAAUGCGUCGUUAUGUAAUCGCUGGAUGUACCCUUCUACGCCAAAUUCGAGACGAAUUUCCUUCUACCGGCCCGUGGACAAAGCGCAGGAGUUUGGGAUUAUGAUACAAUUCCCCCUUUACCAUUUUCAGGAGUGCACCCUCACACAUCAGUUAUUAUGUUGUGUUAAGCAUCUCCCCGCUAUACUGAAGCAGCACGAAUAAAAUCCCGUGCCUGCCAUGAAACUUUUUAGGAAGCCUACGUUCUACCAUCUCAGAAGAGAGAGAGGGAGAGAGAGAGAGCAACUCCUUUUAUUUGCUUGUACAUAGCUUAUUACUACCUACCUAACUAUUCACUUCUUUUGUUUUUUUUAAAAACGUUUUAUUAUCUUUUUUACUAUUCUUCCCGCCUUCUGCGCAACAACCCCAAAGCAAAGCAAAGCAAAGCAAA
Messenger RNA from Hypoxylon fragiforme, 1556 nucleotides. RefSeq names its product putative RHO3 protein. NCBI's taxonomy places the organism in Eukaryota, Fungi, Ascomycota, Sordariomycetes, Xylariales, Hypoxylaceae. Bases 511 to 1146 code for a protein of 211 amino acids. The record is from RefSeq and is a predicted model, not a curated record. Gene Ontology annotation, biological process: small GTPase-mediated signal transduction. Gene Ontology annotation, molecular function: GTP binding; GTPase activity. The transcript is spliced from 3 exons.